Leptopilina heterotoma is the source of this 1788-nucleotide messenger RNA. Its product is annotated as nucleolin-like. The transcript has 4 exons. Lineage: Eukaryota; Metazoa; Arthropoda; Insecta; Hymenoptera; Figitidae. Bases 285 to 1076 code for a protein of 263 amino acids. The record is from RefSeq and is a predicted model, not a curated record.
ACGAAUCAUAUCUCAAUGUGAGCUUAACAUUAUCAACGGGAACCAAUCACAAGAGAGCUACAACAAAUUACUGUAUUCUGAUUGGUGGACGCGGGGAAUAUUCCGAAACUGUGUAUACUUGUCCGCCAACUGCCGUUUGCCGGACACGGCUUCUAUUCGACGUCGAUAAAUAUUCGAGGUUCGAGCGCCAACGUGCAGUCGCGUGGGAAGAUAACAAGCUCGUGAUCCGGCAGCUUUGCGUAAAAAAAUACCGGUUAACCGCGGCUAAAAAUCUACAACAGAAAAUGCCUCCACGAAAGACCAAGUUGAAGGAGGAUGUGGCCACCGAUGUCGCAGCCGAAAAUACCGACGCAUCACCACCAAAAAGGAAGAGAGAAAAGAAAGUUCCCACAGAAAAGUUGGAGGAUGUAAGGGAACCUCGUUUUCCGAGGGCGGCGAAAAAUAAGAAGCCCGAAGUCACGCCAGAGGAGCCGGUAAAAACGAAAGCGUCUGCCAAGAAAAAUGAUGCAGCCCCAAAGAAAACGGCCGCCAAGUCCAAAAAAACCAAGGAUGUCGAUGAUGAUGAGCCGAUGAAUGAUGAGGAUGAGGAUGCCGUUGCAGAACCUGAGGUUCCAAAGAAAAAAGCUCGUGGAAAGGCCGCGGCAAAAAAGGCGGACGCUGACGAACAGCCAGAAGCAACAACUAAAACGAGUAGUGUAAAAACGAAAAAAAAACCAACUGCCGAUAAACCAAGCAAAGAGGAGGAAGUCAGUGAGUCUAAGACAAAAAAGAAAACCAAAGCUGCUGCUGGUGCCAAGAAAGGAAGAGGCAAGAAAGCGGCCAAGGAACCAGAAGAUGACGCAGAAGAGGAAAAUGCUGAGACAAGUGAAAAGGAGGAUGAGGAAGAAUCUGGUGAAGUAGAGGAAAAUGGAAAUGCGCAAGAAGUCGUUGAAAAUGGAGGUGGUAGCGAGACCAGCGAUGACAAAGAAACAAAAAAGAAAUCCAAGAGCAAACCUGCCGCCAAAAAGGGAAGUGAACCCGCCGCUAAGAGCAGCACUGAAACAGCGGAUGAUCAAGAAGGUGGUGAAUCUGAAUAGUAAUGUUUUUAUUUUUAAAUUUUUAAUUUUUUAAAAAUUAAAAGAUAAAAAACAAGUUGCGACUUUUUACGUUUCUAAAAAAAAAAAUAAAUAAAUAUUCACCAUUUAUAACACGCGGGACAAUGGAACUUAUUUAGCUAUAUAUGAACAUUUUUUUGAUGAAGAUUUUCUUAAAAGAAUAUUUAAAUUAUAAUUGUUCCAUGAAAAAAAGCCCUUGUGGAUAUUUACUAUUUACAUCUAUAAGGAAUGUAAUGUGUAUAGUUUCAUUACUCUGUGUGAUUUUUGAAAUACAAUACUUUGUGUAUUAUUUUAUAUUCCUAAAACUAAAGUAGUUAUAGAUGUAGACAUCUUUAUAUCCUAAAAAAAAUCCGAAACAUCGGAUCUAUCAAUAAUACACGACCUUCAUUUUUCACACUUUGUCGCGUGUCGAUUUUCAUCAAAGGACUAAAUAAAAAAAACUGUAUUUUUUUUGUUGUUUUUUGACGCGAGCACUUUAAAAAUAAUUCCAAGCUCAUGUAUAAGAAAAAAAAAUUUUUUUUUUUUGCAAACCGAAAGUGCCGAAAACAAUGUCAAAUGGUACUUAUCGUAUUUUAAUUAGUCCUUAAGAUUUUACUUGAGAGAAAAUGUUGAUCAAUAAUCGAUAUUGUACUUUUUAUUAGUUUACUUUUUCAAAAAUUGAUGAUAAAAUGCCCAUUCCUAAAAUAUUGUUAAA